ACACGUUUAGCACGAAAGCAAUGGUAUAAUAUGUCACAUGUUUUGGAUCGUCAUGCUCGAAACAAACAAAUGAUGAUGCAAUUUGAGAAUGAAUUGGAACGUCUGAUGAAUGAGCGUGAUAGAUUAUCAUCCGAUUUGUUGGACGUUCAAAAACGAACCUCAACUAGCAGCAAUGACUUGGACAAUGAGGAAGAUUUAAUUAAAUCUAAUCUGACUUAUGUCCAAGAAAGCAUUAAUAAUACUCAACAAGCUUUGUUACAAUUCGAUGAUAGUAAAGAUUUCAAUGUGGGUGAAUCGCACAAUGUGCAAAACUUCAUCAACGAAAUCGAUAAUAUCGACGAGGCGAAAUAUUUGUUAGAACGUUUAUCUACGAACUCAGUAGACUUGUUAUGCAAAGUGGCCAAUUUGGAAAAUCACUUGCAGGAACGUAUUGCUUUAUUAAAAGAGGCUCAGCAAGAAUGUCUUGUGCAGCAACAAUUGUUACAGGAUUUCGUAGCACAAAAUAAUUUGGAAAAAAUAACCGAUUUAUUUGAAUCGUUAAGCUUAAGCGUCUCGAAAUCAAAUUGCAUUAGAACUAGCGGUUCGCAAAAGUCUUUAAAGAGCAACGAAACCUACGAUGUAGGAAUUGAUGAAGCAUUUCCUUUAUCAGAACGAAAUCGUAGUUCAUCUCCGGAACUUGUUCAAGAUAUGAUAAAUAAAAAGAUUAGAAGUCGUACCGCACAGCCCUAUAAUAUGUUGUUUGGAGAAAAGGUAGAACGUGCUCUUCUCCCCAAAAUGUUCCAGUCACAAAAGUGUGCUUGAAGAGGAUCGUGGCUUCUAUAGUACGUUUUUCACAGUGUGUUGAAUGAAUUUGGACCAUGUGCAAUACGCUUGCCUUAAGCAAGCUUUUAUUCAAGAUUUCGAGACUCAAGAUGGCUAAGGUCAUAAAAGACUAUAUAUUUUUUCAAUGCUCGCAUUAAAUUCAAAUCAGAAACAUUAAAUUUCGAGGGUCAUGUAUUGUCAACCACCCCUAUUCUUGGCAUUACUCCUGGAGUCGCCUAACAUUCUCGUAACAAAUAAAAUUAACUUCUUAAAAUGUGUGGUAGAGAGUACACAGAGUAUGACAAUAGAGUUUUCAUUACAAAAUAUAAUGAAACUUAAUGCAACAAAAAGCUACUUAAUCAAAAAAAAGAAAAAGGAAUAACCAAUAUGUUGACGAGAAAACAAUCCCAAGCGAUAAAUUGGUUUCUUUUAUUCAAAAAAAUUUGCAAAGUGCAAAUAAAUUCAAAACGUGAUAACAUUUGCCUUAUAUUUAUUAAGUAUUAUUAUUAAAAUAAAGAGAUAUUUAUGA
Glossina fuscipes is the source of this 1330-nucleotide messenger RNA. RefSeq lists its product as uncharacterized. Lineage: Eukaryota; Metazoa; Arthropoda; Insecta; Diptera; Glossinidae. The transcript has 3 exons. The record is from RefSeq and is a predicted model, not a curated record. The coding region runs from base 31 to 801 and encodes 256 amino acids.